Mizuhopecten yessoensis (Yesso scallop) is the source of this 1184-nucleotide messenger RNA. RefSeq lists its product as uncharacterized. Gene Ontology annotation, biological process: regulation of glutamate receptor signaling pathway. NCBI's taxonomy places the organism in Eukaryota, Metazoa, Mollusca, Bivalvia, Pectinida, Pectinidae. The record is from RefSeq and is a predicted model, not a curated record. The coding region runs from base 216 to 944 and encodes 242 amino acids. The transcript is spliced from 6 exons.
AAGAUAUUAAAAGUCAACAAAGUCUUCGAAUAUCUUCUAGUUUUUAAGUUGUAUGCUAAAAGCAUGUUUAUGAUUGACGUUGGAAACGGAAAUAUGAACGGAAGUUUGUCUCACUUCGGAAGCUGCUUUUGUCAUAACGGUAUUUAAGUGUAGGCUGCUAAUCUGUAUAAUGCAGUGUGUCAUAUAGCAGCGAAGAGGAAACGUAAAAAGUAAAGAUGUUCCAAGCAACCAUCAUUGUCGCAUUGACGUGUCUUCAUCUAUCGUUGAUUUUCGCCGUAAUUACUCCCGACCCACAAUGUGGAAGUACUAAGGGUUGCUACCCCCCGACCUGUCCCGUAGGUGGAUGCAAAGAUUUUCACCUUCGCUGGGAGGACGCUGCGGAAUACAUAAGGUUCAAGAUGGUGGCUUCAGUUCCAUCAACGGGGAACGUCUGGGCAGCUAUAGGCUUCUCAAAGGACAACCAAAUGAAAAACAGUAGUGUGGUGAUGUGCAAAGUGGACCCGACGACAGUGGAGAUAGGGUAUACCGACCCACUCAAAAACUCCUAUGCUGCCUUAAAGACUGUAUCCACCCUAACCAAUGUGUCAGUAGCCCGUAACGGAUCCUAUAUGACGUGUACAUUCGCUCGGAUCAAGAAACCAACGGAGUUCCCGACUCAGAUAUUUGCUCUAAACCAAACCGAUCUAUAUCUUCUGAAUGCACAUGGACCACUUAUAGACGGCAUACCUGGCUAUCACAACGCAAUCAGGCAAGCAAGCGCGAGCACCCUGUCGUUCGUAAAUAUGACCGACACUACUCCAAUUUUGCCAACAACUGACGCCCCUCCUACCAGCACUCAGAUGGCAACUCCUAGCACCACUCCUGCUAAUACUGCUACACCCCUGAAAAUCACUAUUUCGUCCAUGUUCCUUACAUGUUUGGCAGUGGUCGUCACACUCCUGUAAAGAGAAUAGAACUGGUUUCUAUACAAACAGCUUUUAAAUCCAGUGUAUCUUGGUCAAAUUGAAACGUUUCAUUAGUAUAAAGUUAUCUAUAAAUUCUAACGAUGAAGUUCGUCAAAUACCAAGGAAAAGAUGUCUGGAGCAAAAUAAGUCUUUCCUCUAUUUCUGAUUAAGAAAUAUAAUGCAUUUAACUAUUCCGUCUUUUUGUAUUGCAGAGUUAUCUGCUCUUGUGAGCAGGUAUUG